AUAAUAGCACACGAUCCAGUGCAUGCUCUCUUGGUGUCUCCUCAAAACGGCUCUAUUCUCUAUGAUCUAAACUAAACCCCUCUAACACAAAUUGUGUCCACAAAACACAUUAUUAGAGCAUAGCCAUCUUUUGGUUUGUGAGGCUUUUGCAUACAGAAAUGGGUGCAAAGAGGGGCAAUUCCCCAGUGAAUGUUUUCUUGGAAAGGUUGACGAAGCUGCCAAUAAAAGUGAAGAUCUUUUUGGGGGCAUUGCUUGGUGUUUGUGCUUUGGUGGCCUUAAAGUUAACCAUCAUGAAUCAUAAUUGUUUCUUCAUAGUCUCUGAAGCAAUCCAUGCUGCUGGAAUAAUUGCCCUCAUAUACAAGCUUUUCGCCCUUAAGACAUGCUCUGGUUUAUCGCUUAUAACCCAAGAGCUCACAGCUUUAUUCCUAGCAGCAAGAUUAAGUUGUAGCACCUUUAUAGAGGCUAACGUUCACACCGUGCUAGAUCUUAUAUCUCUUAUGUCAACAUUAUUGGUUAUAUGGAUGAUGAGAUUCAAGUUAAAGUCAUCCUAUAUCAAGGACCUUGACAACCUGCGACUAUACUUUGUGGUGGUUCCUGUUGCAAUCCUUGCGAUACUAAUCCACCCUUUUAUAUUUUCUUGGAGUUUAUUUCUUCGAAUUAUUUGGGCAUUCAGCUUGUAUUUGGAAGCUGUUUCUAUUCUACCCCAACUUCGUUUUAUGCAGAACGCAAAGAUGAUUGAAACAUUUACAGGGUAUUAUGUAUUCGCCCUCGGUAUUUCAAGAUUCAUGGGACUGGCUUAUUGGAUAAUUCAGAUGUAUGAGACUGGAGGGGGACGAUUCUAUUGGGGUGGGGGUAACUAUUUCUGGUUCUUGGCAUCUUUCAUUGCUGAAAUGGUUCAAUCCUUCAUCUUGGCUGACUUUUGUUAUUAUUACAUGAAGAGCUUCAUGCAAGGACAACUUUUGAGGAAAAUGCCUGUUUAAGGAUCAAAACUCGUUCUAUAUAUUAAAAAAGAAAAUCAUGACUUAUUUGAUGUACAAUGUUUUUGAAUAAGCAUACAAUAACGUUGUUCAAGGUUGGUCAUUUUAGUCUAGGUUCUUCCUCCUUUUAUUUGAUCGACAUAUAUUCUAUAAACAUGCAAUUCAUCUAUACUAUACAUUUCAAAAUGGAAUAUUGGCAGUGUGCAACACUUCGAGCA
This is a messenger RNA of Cajanus cajan (pigeon pea), 1195 nucleotides long. Its product is annotated as ER lumen protein-retaining receptor. NCBI's taxonomy places the organism in Eukaryota, Viridiplantae, Streptophyta, Magnoliopsida, Fabales, Fabaceae. The record is from RefSeq and is a predicted model, not a curated record. Gene Ontology annotation, molecular function: ER lumen protein retrieval receptor activity. Gene Ontology annotation, cellular component: membrane. Gene Ontology annotation, biological process: protein retention in ER lumen.